Messenger RNA from Capsicum annuum, 387 nucleotides. RefSeq lists its product as uncharacterized. The record is from RefSeq and is a predicted model, not a curated record. Bases 1 to 387 code for a protein of 128 amino acids. Lineage: Eukaryota; Viridiplantae; Streptophyta; Magnoliopsida; Solanales; Solanaceae. The transcript has 2 exons.
AUGGCCUAUGAAUUAGAUUUGCCCGCGAGUUUGGCUUCCAUUCAUCCCGUAUUUCAUGUGUCCAUGUUGAAGAAGUGUAUUGGAGAUCAUUCCUUAGUGUUGCAUGUAGAAGAAAUCAAUGUGAAAAACUUCUUGUCAUAUGAGGAGAAACCCGUUGUAAUCUUGGAUCGCCAAGUUAGAAAUUUGACGAUUAAGGAAAUAUCUUCGGUCAAGGUGAUGUGGAGAAAUAAAAAAGCUGAGGAGGCUACUUGGGAGUCAGAAGAAUAUAUGCGUGUGAGGUACCCGACUCUUUUUGAGACCAUGUAUGAUGAUUUAGAAGUUAGAGCAGUAAAUAAGUUAACUCUUUGCAGCAUUGAAUCAGAGGAAGAACGGAACUUUGCCAAGUGA